Molecule: messenger RNA, 2000 nt
Organism: Anopheles cruzii
Lineage: Eukaryota; Metazoa; Arthropoda; Insecta; Diptera; Culicidae
Gene: ChAT
Product: choline O-acetyltransferase
Exons: 7
Coding region: 1-1920 (639 amino acids)
Biological process (GO): neuromuscular synaptic transmission; acetylcholine biosynthetic process
Cellular component (GO): neuron projection; cytoplasm
Molecular function (GO): choline O-acetyltransferase activity
Source: RefSeq, a predicted model, not a curated record
AUGCUUCCGAAGGUCCCCGUCCCGACGUUGGAGCAAACGAUGGCCGAGUACCUGCGGGUGCUGCAGCCGAUAGUCACCCCGCAGCAGCACGAUCGGACCAAGGCGAUCAUUAAGCAGUUCAGCGCCACCAUCGGACCGUCGCUCCAGGAGUACCUGCAGCAGAGGCGCGACGCCGAGGACAACUGGGCGUACCAUUACUGGCUGAACGACAUGUAUCUCGACAAUCCGCUCGCCUUGCCGAUCAAUUCGAACCCGGGCAUGGUGAUGCCACCGCGUAAAUUCACCACCGUGAACGAUCUGGCCCGCUUCGCGGCGCAACUGAUCGACCAGCUGAUGGAUCACAAGGAAAUGCUCGAAGGCGGCGGCCUAAAGCAGGAACGUGCUACAUCUCGUGAGAAGGGGCAGCCACUGUGCAUGGCACAGUACUACCGGCUCCUGGGAUCCUGCCGACGACCGGGGAAUCCGCGCGACAGUCAGUACCUACCACCAGGCGGUGAGCAGAGCGAUGCCCAUGUUGUAAUUUGCUGCCGCAAGCACAUGUACUGCCUGCCGGUGAAGGCGGGCGAUCGUGGCCGCUUGAACGACAACGAGCUCACCGCUCAGCUGCUCCACAUCCUUAACGAGGCACCCUGUCUGUCGGAACCGGCGGGCACGGUCGGUAUCCUUACCGCGGAUUCGCGCCUAAAAUGGGCCGCUGAUAGGGAGAUGCUGCUGCUCGAGGAAGGCAACGCACGCAACAUCGAGCUGAUUGAGACGGCCCUGGUGGUGAUCUGCAUCGACGAACCGCUCCCGCUAACGUACAAUGCGCGCGGCUUCAAUGGGUCACCGGCCGGGGCACACUACGCCGGCGGUCGGGACGAGAGCAACAUGGCGCAGGAAAUGAUUCACGGCGGCGGCAGCUCUUACAACACGGCCAACCGGUGGUUCGACAAGACGAUGCAGCUGAUCAUUUGCAACGAUGGCACGUGGGGUCUCUGCUACGAGCACUCGCCGUCGGAGGGAAUCGCCGUCGUGCAGCUGCUCGAGGGCAUUCUCAAGAAGAUCGACGAAGCCCCGGCCAAGGAGGCGGGACAGUUGCAGCUCCAACAAUCGCAUCUGCCCCCACCGGAGCGCUUGGAGUGGAUCGUACGGGCCGAAAUACAGCAGCGACUGCAGGAGGUGGCGCGGACCGUCGACAGGCGCAUUGAAGAUCUCGAUUUUUACGUCUACCGCUACAAGCCGUACGGGAAGAACUUCAUCAAAGCGUGCCAGGUCAGCCCGGACGUGUUCAUUCAGCUGGCGCUACAGCUGGCGUACUACAAGCUCUACGGGCACCUGGUUAGCACAUACGAAAGUGCCUCUACGCGGCGGUUCCGGCUGGGGCGGGUCGACUGCAUCCGGUCCGCGAGCCAGGAAGCGCUGGAGUGGUCCAAAGCGAUGUGCCAGGGCGAGGGCCCGAACGUAACGCUCGAGAGCGACAAGGAGGACGACUACAGCGCCGAAGCCGCAGCGGAUGUGAAAAAAGUAACUUUCAGUAUAUACAGUAGAGACCACCUCAGGGAGCUGUUCCGCUGUGCCGCGGCGCGCCAGACCGAAGUCAUGGUGCAGAACAUUCUCGGCUACGGUAUCGACAUUCACCUGCUGGGGCUGCGGGAGGCGUGCCGCGAACGGGAGGGCACCCUGCACGAGCUGUUUACCGAUGAGUGCUAUAAGAUUGCUAACUGUUUUCUUCUCUCCACCAGCCAGGUCGCCUGCUCCACGAACAGCUUCAUGGGGUACGGUCCGGUAACGCCGCACGGUUACGGUGCCUCGUACAAUCCGCACCCGAACGAGAUCAUCUUCUGCCUGUCGGCCUUCUUCACGUCGGAUAAGACGAGCGCUUCACGCUUCGCCCGCUCACUGCAGGACUCGCUCGACGCAAUGCGUGACCUGCUGUCGUAGGCUGGUUUCACUGCCUGCCGCCACACCACGUCUCUCAUUCAGGAAAAAACGACACUUCUUCUACUUCUCCCAUAUCGUCG